AUGCUUUGGCGCUCGUUCGACCCGCCGUCACGGACAGUACUGCAGAUGACAGUCCGUACCUCAGCCGACUUCCUUUUCAGUCGUCUGGAGAAACUGAACGGCCGGAUAUUGGUGUGUCGCGCCUUGGGAUAUUUUACCUUAGUUGAGCGCGGUGCAGACGGUGCGCGCGUGUUGAACUGGGAGAAAAAGCCAUACACGAACGCUGAAGGGGAGGUAAUAGAAGAGGACCGCUAUGGGACGUCACAGCCCUUUCGCUUCGGAGAGGAUGUCUACAACAAUCGGGCUCUAAACAAUCUGCCCUGUCACCGCUUGCACGCGGGUCACGUUAACCUUCUCAAGAAGGAGUGUCUCGCCAACGUGCACUUCUGCGUUGCUAAGUUACACGCACUUCCUGUUGAGGCGCUUUUAGACGACUUCACGGCGGCCAAAGCGGCAUUCCAGGGGAAACCCCUGAUCAAGUGCAUUCUGGAGGCGCUUCUGCUCUCCCGGAACGGGCUGCAGAUGGAUCCGGUUCAGUUCAUGCCUCAGCUACUAGGGCGCCUGGAGGACAACGAGUCAACAGCCGAGUUCAAGCAGCGCUUACGUGAAUAUAGCUCAAAAGUGUGGUUCGAGCCCGAUGUCAACAUCCUGGAGCGUACCGGGGGUCAACUGCUACACAGCAUCCACGUGCACGCGUCCGAAAUUGACACGAUGACGAUUACGUCAUGUGGAACUUACGUAAUCACAGAUGCAUUAUACGUUAUGGAAUAACUUUAUAAAAGAGUUGCUUUUUGUGGGGGGUUUUACGAAACUGAAUUAACGUUUUUAGUUUCACAAUUUUCGACAUGUAUAAAUUGUAAGAGUGGGUAUUUUAUUACAGUUUUGAACUUUCUUUAUCAACAUAUAUAAGCGUAAUCGAGGCCACAUAUUUCCAUUACGAUGAAACAAAUAUUGCACGAGAGAGGUCCGUAUUUACCGUUUAAUGGUGUGAUGAAAAAUGAAAUAAUUCACAGUUUUCUACAGAAACGAAACCAAAAUAAAUUGGUUCUAAACUGUAAACAAACGUGAAACGCUAAACAAGAUGGUCUCAUAUAGAGAGAUUAUUACGGCUUGACCUUCUUUAGUCUGCGGGUCGUUGAAGGAGAUCAAAAUCUGGAACAUCAAGGUCGACCCCCACGGUUGCUACGCAAUGUGACGGGUAAAGGUCAGUCUAGAAAGAUCGCGUUUUGUCAUGGUGAUGAUUGGAUCGCCAUGAAAUUUGGCAACGUAAUAAAAGUAAAAGGUCUGCAAACA
Messenger RNA from Dreissena polymorpha, 1272 nucleotides. RefSeq lists its product as uncharacterized. The record is from RefSeq and is a predicted model, not a curated record. NCBI's taxonomy places the organism in Eukaryota, Metazoa, Mollusca, Bivalvia, Myida, Dreissenidae. The transcript has 5 exons. Bases 1 to 750 code for a protein of 249 amino acids.